AUGGAUGCGAAGUAUAAGGAAAAGGACUCCAUUACCUUACCAAACAACAGGCGCACUCUCACGUCCCACUUGGCUCUUCAUAGUCAGGCCUGCUCCACUCCUCCUGCCUCAACCAUGGUAGUUUUCCUAACAAACUUCAUAUUAGACGCUUUUGGCUUGUUCGCGGAUGAGCUUCUUCUAAGUGCCGCUGAAUGCGCAAGACAAGCUAAUAGUUACUGGCAUACGCUAGGAGAGAAUGAUCAACAACGCACGAAGAGAUUUGAUAGCAUGGUGCAAGCCAGAUUUACUUGGAAUGGAAAUAUUCGUUCAGCAUUGGCAAGAGCAUUGGGAGACCUGCGCGCUUAUUCGUUCAAGCCGGAAAAGAACGAACUCGUUCCCUCUUCGAAAAAACGCACUUGUACAGUUGCAGUGGCCACCGAUCCGGUCCAGGUCAGGGAUGAGUACAAAGAAUAUGAACACGAAACACUUUGAAGAAAUUCUAUCACACAUAAGCAUUACUAUUACUUUUGUUUGUUCUAACAUGUUCUCAUUAUCACCGCACUAAGUAGAAGAACUUCCAUUUUUAUAUCCCAUUCCACUUAUGAUGCUCUUGCUUAUUUGUUUACAUUCCUAUAACUUGAAGAUCCGAGGCCGUAUUCAUUAUUCAUACCUUGAGGUAAAUCUUACUUCCAGGUAGUUUAAUCACUCAUUAUCAUAAGUUUUAUCACUGAUAAUGACUGAUAAAACUACCUGGAAGUAGGAUUUACCUCAAGGUAUCAAUGAUGAAUAGGGCCUCUCAAUUCACUAGGCCACUGUUAUACUCUCAUUCCAUUUAUCAUGGUGCUCUUGCUUUGAUUUGUUUGCACUCUAACCUCAAGAUCUAAAUUCACUUAUUUUGUGUGUGC
Molecule: messenger RNA, 884 nt
Organism: Cylicocyclus nassatus
Lineage: Eukaryota; Metazoa; Nematoda; Chromadorea; Rhabditida; Strongylidae
Source: the annotation of a GenBank genome assembly